AUUAGUAAAACAAGAGGAAACGCAAGAGCCGGAGAGAGUUGUGCAGAUCACGUCUAGAAGAGGAAAGUAUAGUAAAAGAUAGAUUCAAACAAGAAUAAAGAUAUAAGUUAAUCUUUAUUUGCUUCAUUUGUAUUAGUAUCAGUUUGCUGUGUUUGGUGUGGUGAUGCUGCAAUGGCUAUUCAGUUGGAGAGUUUAGUGGAGUCGAUUAAAUCGAAAGUGAAGUUUCUAAAGAAAUCAAAGAAGAAUAAACCGUAUGUGAAGAUGGAUAAGAGUUCAAGUGUUAGAGUUGAGAUUAAAAGCAGGAAAGCAAGAAAACUUAUUGAUAAAACUCUUAAAGUUGCUGAUCGUCCUGGAAAGAAGAGUCUCUAAUUAUCAUCAUUUUAAUCUUUACUAAGAGCUUUACAGUUUCAAGUGCCGUUGUACAUACGUGUCGAACUGGGAGGGACUCUGACAAUCUGACUGUGCUAGCUGGUACCCUAAUUUCUCAGAAAUUGUCAUGUAGUCUUUUAAGAAGAAAAUCAGAAAUGAUGAUUCAGUAGGUGAUGGGGAUGGGGAUUUGUGCAAAGAAAAGGACGGUACCUUGUUUACGGAUCGAGUGUUCCCUUGAGAAAUUGAGGUUAUCGGAGAGGUGCCGUUACCAGGAUCGAAGUAGUGGGAGAAUGAGAGAGCUGACGAAUGACGAUCGCAUUCUUUAUACUUAGCCG
Molecule: messenger RNA, 704 nt
Organism: Papaver somniferum (opium poppy)
Lineage: Eukaryota; Viridiplantae; Streptophyta; Magnoliopsida; Ranunculales; Papaveraceae
Exons: 2
Coding region: 172-369 (65 amino acids)
Source: RefSeq, a predicted model, not a curated record